CGUCGAGGGAAAACAAUGUGCGCAGUCGCAGCAUGUGAGGACGGAGGGGAACAAAUUUCUUCGGGGGGACAUAUUUCCACAGAACACCCAAACACUGACAUCCAACAUGGCGUCUCUUGACAGAGUAAAAGUGUUGGUACUGGGAGAUUCUGGUGUUGGCAAAUCGUCUCUGGUCCAUUUGUUGUGUCAAAACCAAGUUUUAGGAAAUCCUUCUUGGACAGUCGGAUGUUCGGUGGACGUUCGGAUCCACGACUAUAAAGAGGGAACUCCGGAGGAGAAGACCUUCUACAUUGAGCUUUGGGACGUCGGGGGGUCCGUUGGAAGUGCCAGCAGCCUCAAAAGCACCAGAGCGGUCUUCUAUAACUCAGUUAAUGGAAUUAUAUUGGUGCACGAUCUGACGAAUAAGAAAUCCUCGCAGAACCUCUAUCGCUGGUCGCUGGAAGCUCUGAACAGGGACUCGUCUCCGACCGGCGUCAUCGUGUCCAAUGGGGACUACGACAGAGAGCAGUUUGCGGAGAACCCGGUGCCUUUGCUGCUGAUUGGAACCAAGUUUGACCAGAUUCCAGAGAGCAAACGGAGCGAGGUUCUGACCCGGACAGCUUUUCUGUCAGAAGAUUUCAUUGCAGAAGAGAUCAAUCUGGACUGCACCAACCCCAGGUAUCUCGCCGCAGGCACCUCAAACGCUGUGAAACUCAGCAGGUUCUUCGAUAAGGUCAUAGAGAAGAGAUAUUUCACCAGAGACCCAAGUCCGAUGGCGGCUUUUACCGACAGGAAGAGGUUCAACUUUAAGAGUCUGCAUUAUGACUAAAAAGCCGGGAGAUCGUGUGGCUGCGAGUCCGAAGAAAAACCUUCCUGAGCAAACUCUGAUAAACACGCAGAACUUGAGAAAGGAAGCAGAGAUCCUCUCAGAAAUGACGAGGAACCAAAUGAAAGAUUAUAAAAAUGUGCAUCACAUUGGCGUAGAGGAGAGCUCAUGACGUCCUUCAGCAUUCCACUGCUUCCUCAUAACUUCCUUAAUUCAGGAGAGGAAAAAGCUCAUCUUCAUGAAGACUCUGGAUUAUCAUAGGUGGAAGCAGUUGGACCCACAGGUUUGGUGUUGCAGAGCUGUGGUCCAAUCAGAAAAACAUAUGUGAUUAAAGCAUGAAUACAAACCUGAAA
This is a messenger RNA of Oryzias latipes (Japanese medaka), 1158 nucleotides long. RefSeq names its product RAB, member of RAS oncogene family-like 3 (gene rabl3). NCBI's taxonomy places the organism in Eukaryota, Metazoa, Chordata, Actinopteri, Beloniformes, Adrianichthyidae. The record is from RefSeq and is a predicted model, not a curated record.